AGCCGUUUAUUUACCCAAGAGUUGUUGUUCUGAUCGCAAGUGUUUCCGAUUUCAGUUGUGAUUUUUUCAUUUUGGUUUUUACAUUUUUCAACAAUUUUUUUUUUGCGUUAAAGAGUUUUAUUUAUUGUGUGUAUGUGUUAAAAUGAGUCUGUUUAUUUGCUAAAAUUGUUUAAGUUAUAUUUUCUCUCAGUGAAGUGAAGCGAUUAUGAGGUCAUACACUGUUUAGUAUUCGGUUUCAUCAAUCAAUUGACCCUGAAUUUUAUUGGCCAAAAAAGUCAAUAAAGUGACAUCAUGGCAACUGUUGGCAUCGGAAAUUGCCAAAAUCAGAUACCAUAUGCUGAGAAAACGGCAGACCCAAAAUAUGGAAAUGAGAAAAGCAUUGUUGAAUUCUUAAUUCAAAUUCUAAAGAAAGCGGCGUUAAUAACUGCGAUUUACUUUUUCGGUUACUUUAAUUGGUCGGUUGCAUGGAUCAUCACGCCAAUGAUUUUAGUUGAAACACAUAAAUACUGGCGCGUAAAUGACGAAAAUAGCAAAUUCGUGAGGAAAAUUGCCACACUCUCAGCAGCAACGAAUGAAAAAGAUGUGAUUCUAUCGAACAUCAAAGACAUGCCGUCAUGGGUGUAUUUUCCGGACUUUGAGCGCUGCGAAUGGGUUAACAGCAUUUUACUGCAAAUAUGGCCGAAUGUAAACGAUUUCCUGAAAAACUUUGUAAAAGACUUUCUUGAGCAAAAAAUUCGAAAAUCACUGUCCAAGAAGAAAUUGAAUGACUUUGAAUUUGAUCGCAAUCGGAUUUUAUUUGGAACAACUCCCCCGAGAAUAGGCGGCGUUAAAGUAUACGAUAAAAAUGUUUCACGCGAUGAAAUCAUUGUUGAUUUGGAAUUGAUUUUUAUGAGCGACUGCAAUGUCAACUUUAAGUUGGCCGGGUGUCAUGCGUCUUUACAAGAUUUUGAAAUUCACGGUAUGAUACGAUUGAUAAUGAAGCCGCUAAUUUCGAAUAUGCCAUUCAUUGGCGGAAUGCAAAUUUUCUUUUUGGAUAAACCGCAUAUUGACUUUAAUUUGGGCGGAACGAGUGAAAUUUUGAAAAUUCCUUAUUUGAGUGAUUUGUUGCGUCGCGUGAUUUCAAAGAAAAUCGCUAAAAUCAUGGUAUGGCCCAAUAAGUUCCCCGUGAAACUAACCAAAAAAGCCACAUCAGCUGCAAUAAGAAUGCCAGAACCAGAAGGUGUUUUGAGAAUAAAUGUGGUGGAAGCGCGUGAUUUAAUCAAACAAGAUAUUGGUGGCAAAUCGGAUCCGUAUUGCAUUUGUGUGAUUGGAAUGCAACAAUUUCGAACUCGAACCAUUUAUAAUAAUUUGAACCCUGUUUGGAACUACGUUUGUGAGGCAUGUAUCGAUGUUAAAUGUCCGAGGUCAAUACAAUUUCAACUUCACGAUUGGGAUAGAACGGGAGGUAGCGAUCCGCUGGGCAGCGCAACGGUUGACAUAAGCCACAUUAUUAAGAAUGGCAGUCUAGAUACGUGGAUCUAUCUAGAGAAUGUUAAACACGGGGAAUUACAUGUGCGUUUCACGUGGCAUGAACUGUCGAGCAUGUACGGUGAUCUGCGUGAGGCUCUGGCUGAAACCAAAUUAUUACAAACGACAAAAUUAAGCAGUGCUGUUUUGUCUGUUUUUAUUGAUUCUGCAAGUGACCUACCUCAAGUGGACGAUCACGAAUGUAGUAAACCGGAUCCAUUUGUUGUUCUCUCGGUGGGAAAUGUCGAACGAAAGUCAUCGGCCAAAAAAGAAACAGAUAACCCCGUUUGGGAACAAGGUUUUACAUUUCUGGUUUCGAACCCAGAAACAGAUGCACUUCAAAUUCGAGUUGCCGGGAAGAAUCCGGAUGAAAAAUAUGGCGAUCGUCUUGGACAAUUUACAUUUAAAAUCGCCGAGCUUUUGACGCAAAACGAUUUAUGUAACCAUUUGCAAUCAUAUCAAUUGAAAAAAUCGGGAUCAACAUCUAAAAUUACCAUGGCAUUGGCAUUGAAGAUUUUGAAAAAGGCUGAAAGUCGUUCCAAUGACUUACCCACCAUGGAUGAUACAGCAGUUGAGCCUGACGAAGAGCUACUAGAUGAAAGUAUUAUAUCAGAAGUUGGAAAUCAAUUGAAAAAUGGCGUACACGAGCAGAACGUAGAUCAACAAAUAGCAAAUAUCCACACUGAGUCAUGCGAUAGCCCACCAAAUGACGGGUCUUCUUUGAGUUUCUUUGGAUUGGGUUGCGUCAAAGUCACUUUGCACUACAGUGUUGAACUUCAAUAUCUGUCCGUUACAAUUCAUAAGAUUAUAAACAUCCCGCUAAAGGAUCAAUCAGUUGCAUUGAAUCCGUAUGUGAAAUUGUAUCUAUCAGGACGGCAAUCAGAAACGAAGCGAAAAACGCGUGUAGUAAAAGAUACAAGUGAUCCCAUUUAUGAUGAAACCUUUCGAUAUUUACUUUCACCCGCCGAAUUGAAAACCAAUAAAUUGCACAUAGUUGUGGCAACGCGAAAUACAUUUUAUGCACUGCUACAUGGAACGAGUUCGAUUCUGGGAAAGGUGCAAAUUAGCUUAGAUGAUGCGGACAUUGCAUCGGGAGGCGUCACAAAUUUCUAUGAUAUUUCACCUGAUAACGAGCAAGAUUGAGCGAAUGCAGUCUCUUCCAACACACAUUUUUUAUUGAACAAGUCCGGUGACCAUAACAUAUGGUUUUUUUUCGUAUAUUUUAUCACUUUAAAAGUAACACUUUUCUGCAUUUUUUGCAUUCAUUCCAGUUUUAUAGUUUAAUAAUCGAGUCAAACUUACCUCACAGAGAUAUUCUCUGCUAAAAUAGAACACCGACAUUUCCAAUCUGUUAUACGAUUUUAAAAAUAAAGUGCAAUCCAAUUGAAAUAAAUGAAAA
Molecule: messenger RNA, 2905 nt
Organism: Contarinia nasturtii (swede midge)
Lineage: Eukaryota; Metazoa; Arthropoda; Insecta; Diptera; Cecidomyiidae
Product: extended synaptotagmin-2-B-like
Exons: 10
Coding region: 292-2649 (785 amino acids)
Biological process (GO): lipid transport
Molecular function (GO): lipid binding
Source: RefSeq, a predicted model, not a curated record